Molecule: messenger RNA, 2295 nt
Organism: Williopsis jadinii
Lineage: Eukaryota; Fungi; Ascomycota; Saccharomycetes; Phaffomycetales; Wickerhamomycetaceae
Product: Zn(II)2Cys6 transcription factor
Exons: 1
Coding region: 1-2295 (764 amino acids)
Biological process (GO): regulation of DNA-templated transcription
Molecular function (GO): DNA-binding transcription factor activity, RNA polymerase II-specific; zinc ion binding
Source: RefSeq, a predicted model, not a curated record
AUGUCACACAUCAGUUCAAGCGCUGAAGCAGAUAAUUGUGCUGCUGAACAGGCCAAUACUGCAUGUAUUGGGUGCCGACUUAGACGGAAGAAGUGUGACAAGCAGAGCCCUUGCUCCACUUGUAAAGAGCUGCAAAUCCCCAAGGAGCUGUGUAUUUAUAGGAGGAUAGGACUGGUGUCGAAGGACUCGAACGCAACUUAUGUGAAAGAGGUGCAGAGGAACAGAGAGCUGAAAGAUGAGGUGUCUAGGCUCAAGUCCAUCGUCAACUACAACAACACCGCCACACAAAAGGAGUACUUCUUUUCAAAUAACAACGAUAAGGUGAGACAUAUCCUGUUGAAUCCCCAGAAGAACCCGUUGCUGUGUACCGUGAUGUCCUCUCAGCAGUCGUUAGCAUACCUGGGCUCGAUCUCGGUUGCUGCUGUUACACAGUCAGAGCCUAGGAUGAAGAUGAUGCUGCAGAAUAUCCACACUGUGAUUAUGAAUGCAAAAAUCAAGCUCGAGAAACAAGUCCCUGUGACCUUGUCGAACUCUCCGAUGCUAGAGAUAUUCAAUGCCGAAUGUCAAUCGCAGUACUUGGCCAUGGGCCACCAAAAUGACUCUACGAUUAUCAACUUGAUUGGAGAGAUUGAGACGAUGUUUCCCACGUUUGAUACCUUUACUCAUGCAAUGGUGAGUAUCUUUAGAACCACAACCGAUAGAUGGAUUCUAAUUCCAUACGCUGAUGAGGCAACCUUUUAUAAAAGGUUUUAUUCAAUAGCCUCUUUUGACCCCAUGGGUAACGUUCAUUUCCACAUAGAUCUACAAAACUCACCAGGUGAUUUGAACUUCUUGGCAAUGACAAUGUCCAUGCUUUGCAUAUGUGCCUUUGCAUAUCAACAGACAAAGUUCCCCAUCGGACUUGACUACAUGUUAUACUCAAAGUAUGUCAAUGCAUUACUAAGGAUUGAUGGCCAAAACAUUAAGUUUACAGAAGUUGAUGUUACAUAUGAGAGAGUGUUCACACUGUACCUGCUAUCCUUACUUGAGACAUACACCACUUCUGGUGGAUUCUUGAAUUCAUUUGAAGAAAUAUGCGAGGGAAUCUUUAAAAUGAGAAAUUUGAUAACGAUGGCCAUCUCAAUACACUUGCAUGAAGAUUUGGAUAAGUGGUACCCACAGACUUCACCAGGCGAAAAGCGAAUGAUGAAGACCUUGUGGUAUUGUUUAGUACUUUUUGAAACCUUUGAAUCGAUAGACUUAGGUUUCAUAUCCAAAAUCGAACCUUCUACACUCAAAAGAUAUGAUAGUUGCUGUAACCCAUUGACAGAAGGAAUUCACAUGUUGAAUGGUGUUAUGUUUAGCUACAACAUGAUAGAUGAUGGUCCCCUGGAGCAAUUCAUAGAUUUUGUCGAAACCGAGUUGAUUAGAAGAUUGAAAAACCAUUUGAAGGACGAAUUCGGCCCUGCAUACAUUGACAUGCAAAAGUUCCAGCAAUUUGAUUUGGAUGAUUUAAGCGAAGAGAAUUUAAGUGCGUACAGUCUCAUCUUGCAAAGACUUGCAAUGAGAUUCCUCAUAUUGGGUGUUAUACUCACGCUUUAUCACAUUUGUCAUAAAAGAUUGGAACAAGUUGGUGACACCCAUACUGACCAUAGCCGCAGGCUGAAGUUAUUAGGCUGGAAGUACUCAUUAACCAUUGAAAAUUUACUCAAAGAAAUGUGGAUAGGUUACAGUCGAAUCGGAAAGCAUCCAGCGUUUUACAGAUUUUACCCAACAACAUCUCUUAUUAUGAUGGCUCCAAUUCUGAGAUUUUCACAGAGACGUGUCACGCUAUUUACAAUAGCUAAGUUGUUAAACACUAUGAACGUUGACGAGAACCUAAUAGCAAAUCACAUUCUAUAUGGCGAUAACAGAGGAAUUACUGCUCUUCUGAAGGAUUUGAAAGAGAAAGGACAGGCUCCAAAUUUGUUCUCACUUGAGCAGUUGGAGAAUAUGGAUGUUGAUAAUAACUUUGAGCAGCUCUUGGAAAAUUUUGGAUCUUUGGAAAAUGUACACACCAUCGUCUUAAACAUAGCAAUUACAACGUUGGAUAUCCUACAGUCAAUGCAGUCAAAGCUUACAAGUUUCAACUUUCUAAAACUGAGCAAAAUCUUUCAUGUUGUUCUCUUAAAGCUUUGCGGGUUUCUUCUUCAUAAUACAUCCUUGAAAAUUGAGCAUCAGGAUUUUGAUUUCAAGGAGUUCUUCAAUACUGGCGAUGUAACAGAUGAUGAUCUCCUGGAAGUCUUCAAGAUGACAGCCCAGAGCAAGUUUUGGUGA